AUGGAAGAAGAAGAACAAAUUCUGAAUUUAUAUUCAACAGAAUCUCCUUUAUACUAUAUUGCGUGGUAUAAAGUUGAUGAUCUUAAAUCGAAAUUCCCAAAUCUUGAUAUUAAAGAGAAAAUAGAUUAUGAAAUCACACCACUUGAUUGCGCAAUUAAAUAUGGAUCAGAACUGUGCUUCAAUUACUUGAAAAAUUUAGGAGCUCAAUACACUUCUGAAUCGGAAAAAUAUGCAGUUCAAGGUGGAAAUAAGAACAUUUUUAUGCAAAUGAUAGAAGAUGGUAAAUCAUUUGAUAAAAUGAUUAAUACAGCAUUGGAUUAUCGAAACUAUGAAAUUGCUGAGUACCUUAAAUCAAAUUUUGGACAAUCUCCUCAUUCAAUAGCAGAAAGUAUGCUUUUUGGAAAUUUUGAUGUUGCAUCUUAUUUACUUUCUAAUGGAGAAGAUAUCAACGAAUUUUCUAAUCUUUUUCUUUUCAUAUUUAUCAUUGUUUUAUGA
Trichomonas vaginalis G3 is the source of this 495-nucleotide messenger RNA. RefSeq names its product protein ubiquitination. Bases 1 to 495 code for a protein of 164 amino acids. NCBI's taxonomy places the organism in Eukaryota, Parabasalia, Trichomonadida, Trichomonadidae. The transcript has a single exon. The record is from RefSeq and is a predicted model, not a curated record.